AUGUACAGAACUACAAGGUCCCCAAUGAUGCAGCCACUGGUCAACUCAGGAAUGGGAAUGGCCCCUUUCUUCAAGGUGACUGUGUUUGAGCAGGAACAUUUCCAGGGAAAGUGCCUGGAGUUCACCUCUGAGUGCUGCAACAUCCAGGAGUGUGGAUUGGACAACAUACGUUCCAUCAGGGUGGAGAGCGGAGCCUGGGUGGGUUUCGAGCACCAUGACUUCCAGGGCCAGCAGUUCAUCCUGGAGAGAGGAGAGUAUCCCCACUGGGAUGCUUACAGCGGCUCCAUCUCCUACCAUGUGGAGCGUCUUAUGUCUCUGCGCCCCAUCUACUGCGCCUCUCACCAGAGCAGCCGCAUGAUCAUCUUCGAGAGGGAGAACUUCAUGGGUCGUAAUGUGGAGCUCUGUGACGACUACCCCUCCCUGCAGGCUAUGGGCUGGAUGAUGCCUGAAGUUGGUUCCAUGCAUGUGCAGUGUGGCGCCUUUGUGUGCUACCAGUUCCCUGGCUACAGGGGCCAGCAGUACAUCAUGGAGUGUGAGAGACACAGUGGAGACUACCAGCACUGGAGGAACUGGGGCUCUCACUGUCAGACCCCCCAGAUCCAGUCCAUCAGGCGUAUCCAGCAUUGAGAGGAGGACAGGCUGAGACUGAGGCCAUGGCCCAUGGACAGCAGCUCCCCUCAAUCCCUGCUCUCUCUACCCAUAACCCCUUCCUCUCUUUCUUUCAUCCUCUCUUCAAUCCUCUCCUUCCUUUUGACUUGAGCCACAACAGCUGCCCCAACCUGACAAUACUGAUUUACAGCUGCUGCCAGAGUGUGAUAAGAGACAAUAUCGCACUGUUAAAGCACAGGGAAACACACGUUCCACACACACGCUGACAUAACUGACACUUAGUGUCUUUUUAUUUGGUUGAUAGGUCCCUACACACUCACAUACACAAACACACACCUGCGCUGCACUCACCUGUGCUCGACCGUGAGCAGAGGAAAUGAAACAGAAGGGAGAUGAGUCUCCAACAUGGCUCCACGUCCAGGGAAUCCUCCCCAGCUGCACUCUCUCUCCUCAGAGCAGCAGACUAUUGUGGUGCAGCUCAGAUGUGAUGUGUUGUGUGUAGGAGGUUGAUCCACAAGUUGAUAACUAAUAAACUCAUUUUACUUCA
Molecule: messenger RNA, 1156 nt
Organism: Melanotaenia boesemani (Boeseman's rainbowfish)
Lineage: Eukaryota; Metazoa; Chordata; Actinopteri; Atheriniformes; Melanotaeniidae
Gene: cryba1l1
Product: crystallin, beta A1, like 1
Exons: 5
Coding region: 1-627 (208 amino acids)
Biological process (GO): visual perception; lens development in camera-type eye
Molecular function (GO): structural constituent of eye lens
Source: RefSeq, a predicted model, not a curated record